UCGUCUGAGAGAGAGGAAGCACGACGGAGUUCCUGCUCUGUGGGAAAAGACUGUGUGAAUUGAUUUGUCAGAUGUGAGGAUGAAGAAAAUACAUAUUUCUGGCUCCUGUUGGGCCAAAAGAAGCGUCUUCUUGCUCGCGAUGGACUCCAUGGCAACGGUUUGAUGAAGAGCGCCGAUUUGGGAACUCGCCUGCGACAGAAAUGCCCGGGGGCCAGUACCAGGUGCCGAGCCCAAAGUUCCACCACAGCCACUACAGCCUGACGGACAGCUCCGUCGCCCCCUCCGAUGACGAGGAGGCCGAGGCGCCGUCGUGCCCCACGCCGCUGCAGAAGCUCAGCACGGACAUGUGCAAGGACGAGAAGACCAUCAAGGAGCUGAUCAUCGGCCGCAGGGUGGGCUUCUACAAGGUCCGGGGGGAGAUCGGUUACGGGACCUUCUCCAGGGUCAAACUGGCCUUCCACGCUCUGACUAAAGACAAAGUGGCCCUGAAGGUCCUGGACAAGACGAAGCUGGACGCCCAGGCCCAGCGGCUGCUCUCCAGGGAGAUCAGCAGCAUGGAGCAGCUGCAGCACCCCAACGUGGUGCGUCUGUACGAGGUGGUGGAGACGCCCAGCCGCCUCUACCUGGUGCUGGAGUACGCGGGAGGCGGGGACCUCCACAACCGCAUCUGCAACGAGGGCAAGUUCAACGACAACACCAGCAAGAUCACCUUCGCCCAGAUCCUCUCUGCCAUCAAGUACAUUCACAACAUCAACAUCAUCCACCGGGACCUGAAGGCGGAGAACGUCCUGUUCACCAGCGGCGGCUGCGUGAAGGUGGCCGACUUUGGCUUCAGCACGCGGGUCUCGAACCGCAACGACGCCCUCGACACCUUCUGCGGCUCGCCGCCCUACGCCGCCCCGGAGCUCUUCCGAGACGAGUGCUACCUGGGGCCCCCGGUGGACGUGUGGGCCAUGGGCGUGCUGCUCUUCUUCAUGGUGACCGGCACCAUGCCGUUCCGCGCCGAAACCAUGGGCAAGCUGCGGCGCUGCAUCAUCGACGCCGCUUACGCCAUCCCCCCCUGGGUGGCCGGCCCCUGCCAGAGGCUCAUCAGGGGCAUCUUGAAGACGGUGCCCGCCGAGCGCUACGCCGUCGACCAGAUGAUGGGCUGCGAUUGGCUCCUGCCGGUGGAGUUCCCCUGGUCGCUGGUGCGUCACGAGCCGGCGAACCCGCUGCAGAGCCUGCUGGGCUCGGAGAGCUGGGACCUGGAGGAGGAGGAGGAGAAGGAGGAGGUCAGGAGCUCGCUGGAGGAGCUCGGCUUCACCACGGAGCGCCUGCAGAACCAUCAGCCCAAAAACAGCCGCAACCCCGUCACCGGGGUGUACCGCAUCCUGCUGCACCGAGCCCAGAAGAGGAGGGGCUGCGACUGUUCCCCGGUGGUGCGAGGGGUGGUGAGGGACCCCAAAAGGGAGGGGCUCCGGGCCUACAGGGGCCUCAGACACACCUCCAAGCUCUGCGUUCUGUCAUGACAGUCUGUCAGAGACGCUUUUUAUACACAUUUCUUUUAUACCGACAAGGAACCAGUGAUUUUUUUUUUACAUUAUGUACAUUACCGUGCAGUUUUUUUCUUCCUCACAAUUUCAUGUAUUUGUUUUUUUGCUUCCAAUGCAACUUGUUGUGAUAGUCUGAGCCACCGAGUGAGAAAGUGCCUGAUGAAAGGAAAACAACAGUAAUAGUUUUAAUUUUAAUCUUGUAAAACUUGUCUUAACUACUGCAGCAGGGACAUACUGUAUAUUCUGUGGCCGCUACUCUGCUUGUUAUGUUUUUCUAGGUUUUUUUUUUGUGAUCCCUUAAAAAUAA
Messenger RNA from Scophthalmus maximus (turbot), 1839 nucleotides. It is a transcript of the gene nim1kb, whose product is annotated as NIM1 serine/threonine protein kinase. The record is from RefSeq and is a predicted model, not a curated record. Gene Ontology annotation, cellular component: cytoplasm. Lineage: Eukaryota; Metazoa; Chordata; Actinopteri; Pleuronectiformes; Scophthalmidae. The transcript has 4 exons. Bases 201 to 1508 code for a protein of 435 amino acids. Gene Ontology annotation, molecular function: ATP binding; tau-protein kinase activity; protein serine/threonine kinase activity. Gene Ontology annotation, biological process: microtubule cytoskeleton organization; protein phosphorylation; intracellular signal transduction.